Molecule: messenger RNA, 735 nt
Organism: Hypoxylon fragiforme
Lineage: Eukaryota; Fungi; Ascomycota; Sordariomycetes; Xylariales; Hypoxylaceae
Exons: 1
Coding region: 1-561 (186 amino acids)
Molecular function (GO): nucleic acid binding; zinc ion binding
Source: RefSeq, a predicted model, not a curated record
AUGGAGAUAACAGAGGCCACCCCCACGACGCCGGGAGUUGCAAAAGUACUACAGCGAGAUGCAACCGACACCAUACCCGACAGCGCUCGCAAGUCGACGAUUUCUGACCCAAGGACCGACGACCGAAAGGUCGGAACGGCCUCGGAGGAGGGUUUCGCAGCAAAGGAAGGCACUCUCUGUUUCAACUGCGGGAAGAGGGGUCACUGGGCAAAAGACUGCAAGCAGAGGAGAAGCUACCAGGACAGAAACACCAGUAGAAACACCAGAAACACCCCCGAUCGAAGAGGGCGACCAAAUCAGUCAAGCCAGGCAGGCCAACCGGUGACCUUCAAAGGAACAUUAUACCGGGAGGCCGUCCGCAGAAUGAGCGGGAUGAGGUCCAAUGUGAAGCAGCUCUCCAAAAGGUCCUUUUUUGCAGGUAACACCGAAGACAGUGCACAUGACGACAACACCGUCGAGCUAUCGCCGGACUCGGGCGAUGAUUCGGACACUGUCGAUCAACAGCUGUCACAGCUGUUCGACACACCCUCAGAAGAAGCGCGCGCUUCGGAAGGGAGGUGAUAUUUAAUGUAAGUACUGUAGUUAUCUAACUAAUGAUCGGUAACGUGCACCACGCGCUGGUAAAAGAAAAUCAAAGAAAAUUAAUUCUGAGGCUACAUCAUCACGAAAGACCCUUAGGCAUAGACUUAAGCAAUCUUUUUGUUAUGCACAUGGCUUGUUUAUCUGGAUUAUGGC